Argentina anserina (silverweed cinquefoil) is the source of this 1058-nucleotide messenger RNA. RefSeq names its product F-box protein PP2-B15-like. Gene Ontology annotation, molecular function: protein binding. The record is from RefSeq and is a predicted model, not a curated record. The coding region runs from base 188 to 1006 and encodes 272 amino acids. NCBI's taxonomy places the organism in Eukaryota, Viridiplantae, Streptophyta, Magnoliopsida, Rosales, Rosaceae. The transcript is spliced from 4 exons.
GAGAAACUGGCCGGAUCGGAGUGUUGCAUACAUGUAAGUAACUUGCACGGAAUCUCCGGUUUCUCUCAUCGUUAGGUGAUCGGCCUACGUCUCACAUAACUUCCACUAUCAGAGAGCAAAAACUAAGGUCCAGGCUACUUUGGUGCCGAUAUAAAGUUCGUAGUUAUCGACCAGGGGGAGCAUUAACAUGUACACAAUGAGCUUGGAGGACUUGCCUCAAGAUUGCUUAAAGCAGAUUUUAUCAUUGACAUCUCCUGGAGAUGCAUGUCGUUCCUCAUUAGUAUCAUUGUCGAUUCGUGCCAUGACCGAUAGUGAUACCGUGUGGAAAAAGUUUUUGCCGUCGGAGUGUUCAGAUAUUCUGUCCAGAUUAGUCACGCCGAUACCUUAUUCAUCCAACAAGGACUUGUUCAUCAGGUUGUGCAAUCCAACGCUAAUCGAUGGUGGUACUAAGAUGUUCUCAAUAGAGAGAUCAACAGGUAAAAAAUGUUACAUGUUAAGUGCAAGAGAUCUUUCAAUUACGUGGGCGUCCAAUCCUCUCUAUUGGAGUUGGAACUGUUCCUCCGAAUCAAGAUUUGCCGAGGUUGCUGAACUAAGAACCAUCUGGUGGCUAGAAAUAUGUGGCACCUUAAGCACUGAAAUGUUAUCACCAAACACAGUUUAUGGAGCCUAUCUUAUUACCAAAUUGGCCAACCGUGCAUAUGGUCUGGACUUAUUACCUUCUGAGGUUUCACUUGAAGUAGGCAAUUUCAAGUCACAAAGCACUGUAUACUUAACUACAAAUCAGAAGGUUACAGAAGUAGAUGAACAUGUGAGACCAAUUAGCAGGGUUGUAGAAGAACGUCUUCGUGAGCGAACAGAUGGAUGGAUGGAGAUUGAACUUGGGAGCUUUUACAAUGAUGGAAGUUAUUAUAACAAGGAUGUGAAGAUGAACCUAAAAGAAGUUAAGGGUGCACACCUUAAGGGUGGCCUUAUCAUUGAGGGAAUUGAGAUCCGGCCAAAACAUUAAUUAGUGCAUUGAUAUUCGGCUGUUUCAAUUAAACUUUCAUAGUGUAAAUGGA